Molecule: messenger RNA, 480 nt
Organism: Mya arenaria
Lineage: Eukaryota; Metazoa; Mollusca; Bivalvia; Myida; Myidae
Product: perlucin-like
Exons: 3
Coding region: 1-480 (159 amino acids)
Biological process (GO): biological process involved in interspecies interaction between organisms
Cellular component (GO): external side of plasma membrane
Molecular function (GO): carbohydrate binding
Source: RefSeq, a predicted model, not a curated record
AUGCCUGUCGCCGUUCCAGCCCUGGCCGACUGUCUGGAUGGGUUUGAGCACCAUGACACCCAGUGUUACAAGGUCCUGCCACUAGAGGCAAGCUGGAUCGAGGCCAAGCAGUAUUGCCGGCUUCUGGGAACGGAGCUGUUGGUGAUCGAGACGGCGGCGGAAGAAACCACCAUCGAGGGCAUCCUCACAAAGUUGCACGGUUCUCACCUGGACGAGGUUUACUGGGUGUCCGGUUCGGACAUGAUCUCGGAGAACAACUGGCUCUGGUUGACGGGAGACGGGUUCAGUGUUCCCAUGGGUUUCACCGACUGGGCGGUAGGGCGGCCGGAUAACGUGGGUGGCCACGAGGACUGUCUAGUUAUCCACUACCACGGGGUCACGCGGACCUCGUGGAAAGACGAGAUGUGCAGCAACCAGCACAGCUUCAUCUGUGAGAUCAAUAAGAACGACCUACACCGACUUUCUUAUACGUACUUCUAA